AUGUCUGCCUCGGAUGAAGAUGCCGAGAAGAGGGCCAAAACGGCUAUCCAGCCUACUAACUCUAAUGGAUCUCCCGUCUACGAUGUGGAUAUUGAGACCUCACAUGUCUACCAGGGAGAAGGCCUGAAGCGAAAUCUCAAGGGCCGCCACAUGCAGAUGAUUGCUAUUGGCGGUGCUAUUGGUGCUGGUCUCUUCGUUAGCACUGGAAGUGCCCUCCAGACUGGAGGUCCUGCUUCUCUGCUCCUUGGUUAUUUGAUCGUCGGUUUCAUGCUUCUCUUGACCAUCCACGCUCUGGGUGAACUGGCUGUUCAAUACCCCAUCAACGGUGCCUUUUUCACUUACUGCAUUCGGUUCAUCAGUCCCGCAUGGGGUUUUGCUGUUGGAUGGGAUUACGCAAUAUCAUGGCUUAUUAUCCUUCCAUUUGAACUCACCGCCGCAAGUAUCACUAUCCAGUACUGGCGAGACGAUUUAAACGUCGGUAUCUGGAUUACCGUCUUCCUCGUCGUCCUCUCUUGCAUCCAAUUCUUCGGUGUCCGCGGUUAUGGUGAAGUCGAGUUUGCCCUCGGUUGCAUCAAAGUCAUCGCCUUGCUCGGAUUCAUCAUCCUCGGGAUCGUCAUCGACUGCGGCGGUGCCCCCAAGGGUGGCUACAUCGGAGCUAAAUACUGGCACAACCCUGGAGCUUUCACCGACUUCUAUGGUUUCUGCGCUGUGUUCACCACUGCUGCUUUCGCUUUUGGUGGUACUGAGAUGAGUGGCCUUGCUGCUGCUGAGGCUGCUAACCCUGCCAAAUCUGUCCCCAAGGCCUGCAAGCAGGUUUUCUGGCGUAUCAUGAUCUUCUACGUCCUUGGAACAUUCAUUGUUGGUCUGAUCGUGCCACACAACGCCGACUACCUCCUCGGUGCUUCCGGUGCCAAUACUAAGGCCUCCCCCUUCGUCGUCUCCAUCAAGAAUGCUGGUAUCUCCGGUCUCCCCUCAGUCAUGAACGCCGUCAUCACCAUCUCCGUCAUCAGUGUUGCCAACUCUGCCACCUACGGAUCAACUCGUACCAUUCAAGCUCUGGCCAGCCGCGGCAUGGCUCCUCGCUUCCUCGCCUACAUUGACAAGAGCGGCCGUCCUCUCUGGUGCAUCCUGCUGCAGAUCGCCUUCGGAUUCCUUGCCUUCAUCAAUGAAGCCACUGCGACUGGCGGGGUCAUCUUCACCUGGCUACUGGCUUUGUCCGGUAUCUCCUACUUCUUCGUUUGGGGCAGCAUCUGCUUCGCGCACAUUCGCUUCCGAAAGGCUUGGGCCUAUAACGGCCGCGACGUGAAGGAGCUAGCUUACGCCGCUCCUCUUGGUAUUAUCGGUAGCUACAUUGGUAUUGGUCUCAACGCCCUCUGCCUUAUAGCCGAGUUCUACGUCUCUGUCGCCCCCAAGAGUGCUGAGGUUUUCUUCGAGAAUUACCUUGCUGGUCCUAUUAUCAUUGGCCUCUUCUUCAUCUGGAUCAUUUAUACCUAUUUCAACAAGAAUCCUGACCUUGACCGUGGUGGCUGGUUUAUUAGGGUGGAAGAUAUGGAUAUCACAAGCAACUGCCGUGAUACCGCUCUUGAUGUCGACUUGCCUCCUAAAAUCGAGUAUGCUACCUGGGGAGAUUGGUUCAAGGCUGCGCCUAUGAGAAUUGUUCGCUCAGUCUUCUGA
Penicillium taxi is the source of this 1674-nucleotide messenger RNA. Its product is annotated as amino-acid permease. Gene Ontology annotation, molecular function: amino acid transmembrane transporter activity. Gene Ontology annotation, biological process: amino acid transmembrane transport. Lineage: Eukaryota; Fungi; Ascomycota; Eurotiomycetes; Eurotiales; Aspergillaceae. The record is from RefSeq and is a predicted model, not a curated record. The transcript is spliced from 2 exons. Gene Ontology annotation, cellular component: membrane. The coding region runs from base 1 to 1674 and encodes 557 amino acids.